Messenger RNA from Globicephala melas (long-finned pilot whale), 1212 nucleotides. RefSeq names its product HDGF like 3 (gene HDGFL3). The record is from RefSeq and is a predicted model, not a curated record. NCBI's taxonomy places the organism in Eukaryota, Metazoa, Chordata, Mammalia, Artiodactyla, Delphinidae.
UAAUAAGAUCGUGUUUGCGGUCGCUGCCCGAGGAGGAAUUCGGAGGAGGCGCGAGGCCCGGUGCUCGCGUCGCGCCCGGGAGCCCAGGAAGGAGGCCGCCGGCGGCGGCGGCGGCAUGAGGCAGGCGACGCGGCGCCUGUGAGCAGCGCGCGGCGGCGGCGGCGGCGGGGAACCUCAGCGCGGGGAGAGCCGAGCGGCCGGGGGCUCCCCUCCCCCGCUGCCGGGCGGUGAUUUGCCGGGCCUGCUGCGCCCCCCGCCCACCCCUCGCCCCAGCUGCCGCCUCGCCGCUUCCCUUCGUCGGAGCGGCCGCUCGUCCGCCCGCCCGCCCGGCUCGAGGCCCGCGGGGAGCGCGGCGCAGUCUGUUGGCCCGCGGGGGGGCGGCCUCCCGGCAUCUUCGCGGCGCCCAAGGACGACCAGGAAGGGGAGCGGCCGGGAUGGCGCGUCCGCGGCCCCGCGAGUACAAGGCGGGCGACCUGGUCUUCGCCAAGAUGAAGGGCUACCCGCACUGGCCGGCCCGGAUUGAUGAACUCCCAGAGGGAGCUGUGAAGCCUCCAGCAAAUAAGUAUCCUAUCUUCUUUUUUGGCACCCAUGAAACUGCAUUUCUAGGUCCCAAAGACCUUUUCCCUUAUAAGGAAUACAAAGACAAGUUUGGAAAGUCAAACAAACGGAAAGGAUUUAAUGAAGGAUUGUGGGAAAUAGAAAAUAACCCAGGAGUAAAGUUUACUGGAUACCAGGCAAUUCAGCAACAGAGCUCUUCAGAAACCGAGGGAGAAGGCGGGAAUACUGCAGAUGCAAGCAGUGAGGAAGAAGGUGAUAGAGUAGAAGAAGAUGGAAAAGGCAAAAGAAAGAAUGAAAAAGCAGGCUCAAAACGGAAAAAGUCAUACACUUCAAAGAAAUCCUCUAAACAGUCCCGGAAAUCUCCAGGAGAUGAAGAUGACAAGGACUGCAAAGAAGAAGAAAAUAAAAGCAGCUCUGAGGGUGGAGAUGCCGGCAAUGACACAAGAAACACAACUUCAGACUUGCAAAAAACCAGUGAAGGGACCUAACUACCAUAAUGAAUGCUGCAUAUUAAGAAAACCACAAGAAGGUUAUACGUUUGGUUGUCUAAUAUUCUUGGAUUUGAUAUGAACCAACACAUAGUCCUUGUUGUCAUUGACAGAACCCCAGUUUGUAUGUACAUUAUUCACAUUCCUCUCUGUUGUGUUUGGGGGA